AUGGCUGCUAAGAAGCAUAUCAAAACUCAAUCAUCAUAUGCUUUUGAAAGUAAUACAAGUAAUGUGGCUGCAUCUCAAAUGAGAAACGCCUUGAAUAAAUUAUCUGAUUCUUUACCAGUUGACGACCCAAGACGUGCCAGAUUCGAUAACGAAUUGGAUUCUUUCUUUUCUUUGUUUAGAAGAUAUUUGGUCGAUAAAUCUUCCGGUUCUACUUUAGAUUGGGAUAAAAUCAAAUCUCCAAACCCAGAUGAAGUGGUCCCAUUUUCUGUCAUUGAAAAACAACCAGAAAACAUUUCUAAUUUGAAAAACUUGGCUGUUUUGAAAUUGAAUGGUGGUCUAGGUACCUCUAUGGGUUGUGUGGGUCCUAAAUCUGUUAUUGAAGUUAGAGAUGGUAACUCCUUCUUAGACCUUUCUGUCAGACAAAUUGAAUAUUUGAACAGACAAUAUGAUAGUGAUGUUCCAUUAUUAUUAAUGAAUUCUUUCAACACUGAUAAAGAUACUGCCCACUUAAUUAAGAAGUAUUCUGGUAACAGAAUUAGAAUCAGUUCCUUUAACCAAUCCAGAUUCCCAAGAGUCUUCAAAGAUUCUAUGUUGCCAGUACCAGACUCCUUCGACUCUGCUUUAGAUUCAUGGUACCCACCAGGUCAUGGUGAUUUAUUCGAAUCUUUAUAUGCUUCUGGUGAAUUAGAUUCCCUAUUGGCUCAAGGUAGAGAAAUAUUAUUCGUCUCAAAUGGUGACAAUUUGGGUGCUACUGUAGACUUGAAGAUCUUAAACCACAUGAUUGAAACUGGUGCUGAAUAUAUUAUGGAAUUGACUGAUAAGACUAGAGCUGAUGUUAAAGGUGGUACUUUAAUCAAUUAUGAUGGUCAAGUCCGUCUUUUAGAAGUUGCUCAAGUUCCAAAAGAACAUGUUGAUGAAUUUAAGAAUAUUAGAAAGUUUAAGAACUUUAACACUAAUAACCUUUGGAUCAACUUAAAAGCUAUUAAGAAAUUAGUAGAAUCCUCCUCUUUACAAAUGGAAAUCAUUCCAAAUCAAAAGACAAUUUCUAGAGACGGUCAAGAGAUUAAUGUCCUUCAAUUAGAAACUGCAUGUGGUGCUGCCAUUAGACAUUUCAACGGUGCCCAUGGUGUUGUUGUCCCAAGAACCAGAUUCUUACCUGUUAAGACAUGUUCAGAUCUAUUAAUGGUUAAAUCAGAUUUAUUCUACCUAGAGCAUGGUGCUUUGAAAUUAGACCCAACCAGAUUUGGUCCAAAUCCUUUAAUUAAGCUGGGGUCCCAUUUCAAGAAAGUCUCAGGCUUCAGCAAUAGAAUCUCACAUAUUCCAAAAUUAUUAGAACUGGAUCAUUUAACAAUCACAGGUAAUGUAUUUUUAGGUAAGAAUGUCACUUUGAAGGGUACUGUCAUUAUCGUUUGUUCUGAUGGUCAAAAGAUUGAUAUUCCAAAUGGUUCCGUCCUAGAAAACGUUGUCAUUACCGGUAAUUUACAAAUCUUGGAACAUUGA
Messenger RNA from Henningerozyma blattae CBS 6284, 1500 nucleotides. RefSeq names its product UTP--glucose-1-phosphate uridylyltransferase. Lineage: Eukaryota; Fungi; Ascomycota; Saccharomycetes; Saccharomycetales; Saccharomycetaceae. Gene Ontology annotation, cellular component: cytoplasm. Bases 1 to 1500 code for a protein of 499 amino acids. The transcript has a single exon. Gene Ontology annotation, molecular function: UTP:glucose-1-phosphate uridylyltransferase activity. The record is from RefSeq and is a predicted model, not a curated record. Gene Ontology annotation, biological process: glycogen metabolic process; UDP-alpha-D-glucose metabolic process.